GUGCAUCCGUGUGGCUGUGUAUUGGUGAGUGACGUCGCCAUCGCCUUGACAACUGCUGUGUCGUCAACGUCCAAAGAGGUUGGAGUUGGAACCUAGAAAGGGAGGUGGUGGAGGCUGUUCUCGUCAUCCUUCAGGGGUCAGGGGUCAGCAGUGGGGAGAUCUCUUGUCAGUCAGCGGAGAGAUGGACAUAUUCGGCAGUAAGUUACAGCAGAAGGCUUUGCAGCAACCUAAGCAGAAGAAAUUCAAGUCGGCUGAAUUUCUGAUGGGGAGUGAAGAGCUGUCUCCGAUGGAGGGUAUUGAAAACCCCGCCUUCGACGGAGGAGAAGGAAGCGCCGAGACCUUCACUUCCUCGCCACGAACGGGGAGUGACAUUCGAGGAAAUGAGCGCACCCAAAAUUACUUUGACCCGUCGCCGGAGACGCGGGCGGACCCAAGGCGCGACGGGACGGCCCGGGUCAACACGCAAGAUGAGCCGGAAUUAACAAUGUUGAGCGUUGAUGAAUAUCAGCUGUAUCAGAGAAUGGCAGAACUCCUGGAAGAGGAGGACGGGUUCAUAGACCUGCCGGGUACGCUGUUAGCCCCCAGGGAUGAGGAGGACUCUAGGGUGAAGCCGGGUGGUGCAUGGCAUCAGCCCCACAGGGGAGCUCGAGCCGGGGGCCAGGGGCCCUCGCUGAGACACUCUACUGCCCAGAACGAGCCCGGGGCCCUGGCCUGGGUCGGGACCGGGCCUGGGGAAGGAGCUACUGAACUCGGAACAGACGGGACACUCCUGCCCAGAGAGAGUGCCGUCAAAUCGGGGCCUGCUCCGAUGCUGAUCCCCUGCUACGCCCAGCAGCUGCGGGAGCGCGUGCUGCCUGACAUGAUCACGCUUGGCAGCCUUUCACUGCAGCAGAAGCCGCCGGCAGAAGGCCUGCUGAAGAAGCGUAAGCGUGCGAACAGAAAGGAGAAAAUAACGUCUUUCUUCGGAAGAGGAGUAAAGGAACCAUAUACGCAGAGAGACGCCACACGAGAGGCUCAAGGACAGUGUGACGACGCAGCAGCUUUCCAGUGCAGGACCAUUGAAAACCAAUCACAGAGAGUGCUCGGGGAAGGCCAAGAGGAAGUGAUGGUCAAAUACAAACAGAUGACAGAAAUCCCAGAAUCCUCCUGUCCUCCUCCCCUAUGGCAGGAGGAACCGCACCAGCCCAUCGACGUGCGGGUUCGAUGCCUGAGGGCCGUCCGGGACAAACUGCCCAGGGGCCUCUACACGGUCAGCGUAAGCCUCCAUGCUCGUCUUGGGGGCCCGGCCCUCACCCAGUCAGGGGCCGACUCGGACCGCGCGGCCGAAAACACCACAGAGCCGGCAGAGCACGGGGGCCGCUACUACGACACGGCGCUGCACUUCAACCAGAGCACGCGCAUGGUGAGCCUAGCGUUCAGGAGAGCUUAG
Messenger RNA from Gadus chalcogrammus (walleye pollock), 1429 nucleotides. RefSeq lists its product as uncharacterized. Gene Ontology annotation, cellular component: perinuclear region of cytoplasm. NCBI's taxonomy places the organism in Eukaryota, Metazoa, Chordata, Actinopteri, Gadiformes, Gadidae. The record is from RefSeq and is a predicted model, not a curated record. The transcript is spliced from 12 exons. Bases 182 to 1429 code for a protein of 415 amino acids.